CAAAGAAGUUGAAAACCAAAACCCUAAACUCCCCCCUCUCUCUCUCUCUCUCUCACUCCCGCCGUCGGCCCCUCCUCCGCCUCCGUCUUGGCCGUCGUUGCAGCCUCGAGAUCUGCUGCCGGUCGCAGCGCCGCAUCUAGAUUGGCCUCCGCCUUCAGUCGUUGUCGGCCCCUCCGUCUCCGUCUUCGGUGCUCGUCGCCGCCUCGAGAACUGCCGCGGGUCGUCGCCGCCUCCGCCUCCGCCUCCUCCUCUGCCGCGGGUCGUCGUCGCCUUGGAGUUUUUUUUGCAGAGACUGGGAAAAGAUGCCGCUGGGGCUAAUUUUAGGUUUGGGAAGGUCGUGGAGAAGAAAGCGAACAUCGUCGCUUGACAUUCUCUCUUCAAAGCGGGGUCCACGGGACUACUACAAGGGGAAGAACUGCAAGCCUACUGGUUUCCAUACACGCAAAGGUGGAUAUGUUGUGCUGGAUGAAAAACUACCAAACUAUGUUGUUCCUGACUUAACCGACUUCAAGCUAAAGCCAUAUGUUUCUCAGUGCCCAAUAGAGGUUACAACUGCUGAUUCUGCCGAAGCUGCCAAAUAAAGUCAAAUACUGCUUCUUUUCCUUUUUGUAGUCUUUAGGUAUUUCUUUUCCUUGCUCUACAACCAUAAAGGACAUGCAAAUGUUAUUUAGAAUAAAAGAAGUACAAGAAAUUUGAAUAUUUCGUUUCA
Messenger RNA from Diospyros lotus (date-plum), 709 nucleotides. RefSeq lists its product as uncharacterized. The transcript is spliced from 4 exons. The coding region runs from base 303 to 581 and encodes 92 amino acids. Gene Ontology annotation, biological process: translation. NCBI's taxonomy places the organism in Eukaryota, Viridiplantae, Streptophyta, Magnoliopsida, Ericales, Ebenaceae. Gene Ontology annotation, molecular function: structural constituent of ribosome. Gene Ontology annotation, cellular component: mitochondrial large ribosomal subunit. The record is from RefSeq and is a predicted model, not a curated record.